UUGCAGUUUUCAAAAUCUCUACAAUUUCAGCUUCUUCUGAAACCAUGAUCUGUGGAUUUUCUGGCUUCUGCGUCGUAUUCAUAGGGCAAAUACAUUAUGGAUUUCAUGACUAUGACAUGGUACAAUACAAUAUCCAGUGAAAAAUGUAUUUUUUCCGAACAGUCACUUAGUAAUCCUGGGAAACCAGUAAGCGUAAAUUGUGACAGUAAAUUGUGGGGGGACUCCCUGAGGAUGUGAAAAUCAAUAUACAAACACAGGCAAUGCCCAGGUUGCGAACGGAAUUUGUUCUUCAGUCCGUUCACAAGUCAAAUUCUGUGCAAGUGAGAACACAACGCACGACAAUAUAAAAUAGUCGUACAUAAGUAAGAGGAAACGCUCGUAUUUCAGAUCUUUAAAAUUAAUAUUAACACAUAUCUGUAAUGGGAUCUUGUCCACAAGUACGAACAUUCGUGAGUGAAUCGUUCGUAAAUCGGGGAGCCCCUGUACCUGUUUGCCUUUUAAACACAUUAUGCGACACUUUGCAAAGAGUUUUAAAUGAAAAUUAAUCAUGAACAUUUGUGGUGUGGAUUCUAUUUGAUUAAAAACGCAGCAUUCAGAGUGUAACGCCCUACUGAAUCCCAUUCGUAACUAAAUGUAGUUUUGCAUGUUAGAAUCGGCCCCUUUGCCUGUAUGCAGCAAUAUUCCAGCUCAAUGCAACAGGGACUUUGCAUGAACGCUUCCAAUCUGACGGAAUCAGGCCGGGGCAGAGCCGUGUAAAAUUGGGGGUGUCGCUCCUGCUGCUGCAUUCGGUACCAGUCAAUCUCCUGGACCAGACGCGGAGGCAGCAGCCUGCUCGAUCACGCGCAUGCGCGGCGCCUGUCUCCAGGAUCCCCAGCAGCUGGAAGAUGCUCUGGUGGCGUAUUUGAUGUUUUACUGACAUACGCCAUUGAAACAAACAACAACAACAAAGAUAAAAUGUCCACCAAAGCGGAGCAGUUUGCAUCUAAGGUCCGUUAUUUACAAGAGUACCACAAUCGUGUUCUUCAUAACAUUUAUCCUGUACCAUCUGGAACUGAUAUAGCAAAUACAUUGAAGUACUUUUCACAGACGUUGUUAAGCAUUUUGUCCCGCAUAGGGAGGAAGGACAACCAGGAUGGCUCCAAUUUGACAGUGCCCAUGACUAUGUGUCUUUUUCCUGUGCCAUUCCCACUCACCCCAUCCCUAAGACCACAAGUCAGUUCCAUCAACCCUACUGUUACUCGCUCCCUCCUUUACAGCGUCCUCCGUGAUGCUCCCUCUGAGCGUAGUCAGCAAAGUCGUGAUGCACAACUUUCAGAAUACCCAUCUUUGGACUAUCAAGGCCUUUAUGUGACAUUGGUGACUCUUCUUGACCUGGUUCCUUUGCUACAACAUGGCCAACACGACUUGGGACAAUCCAUAUUUUAUACGACAACAUGCUUGCUACCAUUCCUCAGUGACGACAUUUUGAGUACUCUACCUUAUACCAUGAUUUCCACUUUAGCAACAUUUCCUCCAUUUCUUCACAAGGAUAUCAUUGAAUAUCUGAGCACAUCUUUUCUCCCAAUGGCAAUAUUGGGAUCAUCUAAGCGAGAAGGUGUUCCACCUUAUGUGAAUUAUUCUGCCUCUUCAAUGCUGAUGAUUGCUAUGCAAUAUACCACAAAUCCAGUGUACCAUUGCCAGCUUUUGGAAAGCCUUAUGAAAUACAAGCAAGAAGUCUGGAAAGAUUUGUUGUAUGUGAUUGCAUAUGGCCCCUCUCAAGUUAAGCCUCCUGCUGUUCAAAUGCUUUUCCACUACUGGCCUAAUUUAAAGCCACCGGGUGCUAUCUGUGAAUACAGGGGGCUGCAGUACACAGCAUGGAAUCCAAUUCACUGUCAGCAUGUCGAAUGUCAGAAUGCAAUCAACAAACCUGCUGUGAAGAUGUGCAUAGAUCCAUCCAUUUCUGUGGCAUUAGGUGAAAAACCACCUCCAUUAUACCUGUGUGAAGAAUGUAGUCAGAAGAUUGCAGGAAUCCAAUCUGAAUGGUUAAUUGAUGUUCUGCUACCACAAGCUGAAAUUUCGGCUAUUUGUCAGAAGAAGAAUUGUAGCUCGCACGUUAGGAGAGCCAUUGUUACCUGCUUCUCAGCAGGAUGCUGUGGUCGUCAUGGAAACAAACCAGUGCGUUAUUGCAAAAGGUGUCAUUACAAUCACCACAGCAGUGAGAUUGGUGCUGCUGCGGAGACUCACCUGUACCAGACUUCACCCCCUCCAAUGAACACUAGAGAGUGUGGUGCAGAAGAGCUAGUCUGUACCGUGGAAUCAGUAGUCAGUUUGCUAAAAGAAGCUGAAUAUCAUGCCGAGCAGCGGGAGUUUGAAUUAAAUAGAAGAAGACAAAUGGGAUUGUCCUUAUCCCAACCUUCUUUAGACAAUAUGGAGUAUGAUAACAAGGAUGAUGAUAAAAAUGAUCAGCGACUAUUAAGUCAGUUUGGAAUAUGGGUUUUGGUCAGCCUUUGCACUCCAAGUGAAAACACACCUACAGAAAGUCUAGCCAGGUUGGUUAGCAUGAUGUUCCAAUGGUUCCAUUCUACUGCAUACAUGCUUGAUGAUGAAGUGGGGAGCCUAGUGGAAAAGCUCAAGCCUCAAUUUGUCACCAAAUGGUUGAAGACUGUUUGUGAUGUUCGAUUUGAUGUCAUGGUCAUGUGUCUUCUUCCCAAACCCAUGGAGUUUGCAAGAGUUGGUGGGUAUUGGGACAAGCGCUGCAGUACUGUGACACAGCUAAAGGAAGGCUUGAAUCGUAUUCUGUGCCUUAUUCCAUAUAAUGUUAUAAAUCAAGCUGUGUGGGAAUGCAUUAUGCCAGAAUGGUUGGAAUCUAUCCGAACUGAGGUGCCGGACAACCAAUUAAAAGAGUUUAAAGAGGUUUUAAGCAAAAUGUUUGAUAUUGAACUUUGUCCAUUACCCUUUUCCUUGGAGGAGAUGUUUGGUUUUAUUAGCUGUAGAUUUACUGGCUACCCCGCUUCAGUACAGGAACAAGCUUUGCUUUGGCUUCAUGUUUUAUCAGAACUAGAUAUUAUCGUCCCUCUCCAGCUAUUGAUCAGUAUGUUUUCCGACGGAGUUAACUCAGUUAAGGAAUUGGCAAACCAAAGAAAAGCAAGAGCCAAUGACCAGCCAGGAAACCUAACUCGAAGGGUUAGUGUUGUAUCAGAUCCUGGACGCAGAUGCCAACAUGUUACUCUAAGUCCGUUUCCUAGCCCCUUUCGUAGCCCAUUCCGUAGUCCAUUGCGCAGUCCAUUCCGUGGUUGUUUUAAGAAUUUCGGAUCUGCAGGAGGAAGACCCAUUGACUUUGAUUCUGAUGAUGAUGAGAUGAACUUAGCUUGCUUUAUUCUGAUGUUUGAUUUGAUAUUGAAACAGAUGGAAUUGCAAGAUGAUGGUAUGGUUAUGGGUCUCGACCAUGGAUUAGCUAAGGACAUAAUUUCCAUCAUAAACAAUGUGUUCCAAGCUCCCUGGGGAGGCUCACAUACUUGCCAGAAAGAUGAAAGUGCGGUUGAAUGCAACCUAUGUCAAUCCAGCAUUUUAUGCUACCAACUCGCAUGUGAGCUGCUGGAGCGAUUGGCACCUAAAGAGGAAAUCAAACUGGUGGAACCAACUGACAGCUUUGAAGAUAGUAUGCUGUUUUCUAGACCUGAAUUCACUAUAGGUUUUGAAGGAGAAGAAGAUGAUAAUUCAAAAGAGGAAGAAAAUCAACAGUUUAAUAACGGAUGUGAAGAAAAGCCUGAAAUGAAAAAUAACGCAGAGAGGACCUUUGAUUAUGAACAACUCCCUGCUACGUUGAAGUUGAUACAUACAAUAUUGCAGGAAAUCCCAAAUUGUGAGGAGCCAGACAUUCUUUUCAACAUGCUCAACUGUUUAAAAAUAUUGUGUCUCCAUGGGGAAUGUUUGUAUCUCGCCAGAAAGGAUUAUCCAAACUUUCUUGCUUACAUUCAAGAGAAAAUGUUGAUUUCCAGCCUAUGGAAAGUACUUAAGUCUGAAUUCUCCCAGCUUGCCUCUGUGGCAAUACCCUUGUUCCUGCAUGCUCUUUCUCUCUCUCGUGGUGCUGAUAUAUUCUGGGGCAUCAUUGAUAGCAAUUUUAACAGCAAAGACUGGAAGAUGCGUUUUGAAGCUGUGGAGAAAGUAGUGGUUCUGUGCAGAUUUCUGGAUAUCCAAUCUGUGACAAAGAAUCAUGUGCUGAAGUACUCUCUAGCCCAUGCCUUCUGCUGUUUCCUUGCUGCAGUUGAAGAUGUUAAUCCAGCAGUGGCCACGAGAGCCAGACUUUUGCUUGAUUCCAUCAAAAGACCAGCUUUACAAGGUCUCUGUCUUUGCCUCGACUUUCAGUUUGACACUGUGGUGAAGGACAGGCCAACAAUCCUCAGCAAAUUAUUUCUUCUUCAUUUCUUAAAGCAAGACAUUCCAGCUUUAAGCUGGGAGUUUUUUGUCAAUAGGUUCGAUACCUUGUCUCUAGAGGCGCAACUUCAUUUGGAUUGCAAUAAGGAAUUUCCAUUCCCUACAACUAUCACUGCUGUAAGGACAAAUGUUGCUAAUCUAAGUGAUGCUGCCAUGUGGAAGAUCAAACGCGCUCGCUUUGCACGAAACCGACAGAGAAGUGUGCGAUCUCUUAGGGAUAGUGUGAAAGGUCCAGGAGAGUCAAAGAGGGCACUUUCUCUUCCAGAAACUCUAAGCACCAAACUGCCUUUGCGACUGACAAGACAUGAGCAAUCAGCUCCAACUCUUGGUGCGAUGAUGGAGCAUGCUAUGCAUGGUCAGCAGGCCUCAGAGGAUGAUGCAAUCAUUAAGGAUCCUUUACCUGAAGAUGCCGGCAUUGAUCAUCAAACAGUCCAUCAGCUAAUCACAGUUCUAAUGAAAUUCAUGGCGAAGGAUAAAAGCAGUGCUGAAACUGAUAUCAGCAGUGCCAAAGCAUUCAAUACAGUAAAGCGGCAUCUGUAUGUGUUACUUGGCUAUGACCAGCAGGAGGGGUGUUUCAUGAUUGCCCCUCAGAAAAUGAGAACUUCCACUUGCUUCAAUGCUUUUAUUGCCGGAAUAGCACAGGUUAUGGAUUACAACAUUAGUCUGGGCAACCAACUCCUUCCUCUGGUGGUGCAAGUGCUAAAAUAUUGCACCUGUCCACAGCUUCGCCAUUACUUUCAACAACCCCCACGUUGUUCACUUUGGACUCUGAAACCUCAUAUACGACAGAUGUGGCUGAAGGCUUUGCUCGUGAUUCUGUACAAGUAUCCUUACAGGGAUUCCGAUAUCAGCAAAAUUGUAUUGCAUCUGAUCUAUAUUACGAUCAAUACACUUAAUGCACAAUACCAUAGCUGUAAGCCCCAUCCCACUGCUGGACCCCUUUACAGUGAUAAUAGUAACAUUAGCAAAUACAGUGAGAAAGAAAAAGAGGAAGAUAGUGUGUUUGAUGAAUCAGAUGUACAUGAUACACCGGUUGGAGCUUGCAACAAGGAACCACAGACAUUCUUUGCAAGACUGAAGAGGAUAGGGGGAAGUAAAUCAGUAAAAUAUCAACCAGUAGAGAUGAAUGCACAGAAGAGCUCAGAGAUAGAGCUGUCAGAGUACAGAGAUUCCAGCCUUUUGCCAGACAAUAUAAUGCGGUGUGGUACAUCUCCACAAUUGCAAGAGGGAGUUGCUCAGAAGAAAAAAUUAUAUGCAAUUAAGCAGCAGUCACUUGAUAUAGGAAACGCGGAUUCUGUCCUGUACUCCUUAGAUGAACAUCGCAGAAAGUCAUGUCUGGAUAGGUAUGAAUCAUUACGACAAGCAAGCUUCCCUUCCUGCUAUCCUCACUUGGCAAGCAUGUAUGGAAGACCAGAGCAGGACUUGUCUGUCAGUGCAGAAAUUGGAGAAGAUCAGGAAAAUAUUUCCGCUGCAGUAAACUCUCAAGAAGGGAAACGACCAUUAAUACCAGAAGUUAGACUCAGCUGCACGGAAACAUUUGAGGCAAAACUUGAAUCUCCUGAGAAACAUCUUUGCUUUCAUAAAGAAGAAAGUGAUUUGAUUGAUUUAUCUUCUGAUUCGUCAUCUGCUCCUGAGAAGCAAUCAAUUCUAUCAAGUUCUGAUAGCGAUUCUUUGGUCUUUGUGCCUCUUCCCCCUCUCAGAAUUGUAGAGAGUGAUGAGGAAUAUGAAAUGCAGAAUACCCCUAAUAAUAAAUCAAAUGGAAAAACUAAUGUGGUCUCUCAGAAUACUGCAUCACAUAGCUUAAAUGUUACACCAGUUGUAAAAGUUAAUGUUGAAGAUUGCUCCAAAGAGUCAAAAUGUCUGGAUUUUGGUAUGACUUCUUUGCUAGAUACUGAGAACAUUUUAUCAAUAGGUCUUGUAGAUGAAAAAGACUUUGAAAAUCUAACACCACAAAAAAAUUCUAAGUGUUCUGGCUGUGAAAGUCCACUAACUCUUAAACAGAAACGAGAAAACCUCAGGAAAUCAUCUGCUGUGGUUGAAAUAUCACAAGAUGAUACGGAUGAUUUGCAUAGAGAUGAUAUUAAAUCUGAAAGCCCAUUUCCAAGUCCCAUAGUUAAAACAGUAUUUCUCAAGCUGCCUUCGGAAAUCGAAGACAGUGAAAAACCAAACACAGAGGUGUCUACUGAUAAAGAUACUGAUCAAAAAGAUGAUAGUGGUGAAGAAACAGAAUUCAAAAUCCAGAUUGUUCCACGUCAGAAAAAACAAAGGAAGAUAGCUGUUAGUGCUAUUCAGAGGGAAUACCUUGACAUUUCCUUCAACAUUCUAGACAGAAUUGGAGAUCAAAGAGACACUGAUCAGUCUGUUAAAGAUCUUUCAGCUCUGGAUAUGCCAAGAGAAUCUGCCUCUGCUCCAACACUAGAAGCAGCUGUGCCAGAGACCAGUUGCCACUCUUCCGUAUCAAGUGCAACAAAAUCUAGUUUGCUUUCAGCACAGAGCAUAGUCAGUAUGUUUGUUCCUGCACCAGAAGAAUUUACAGAUGAUCAGCCAACGCUAAUGUCUGACAGAUGUCUUGACUGUGGGGCUGUUCUUGAAGAGUAUGAUGAAGAAACGUUGGGGUUGGCUAUUGUUGUACUUUCAACAUUCACUCACUUGAGCCCAGACUUAGCUGCUCCCUUGCUGCUUGAUAUUCUGCAGUCAGUCGGAAGAUUGGCGUCAAGCACUCUUUUCUCUGGUCAAGCAGAAAGCAUGAUGAUUCCUGGCAAUGCUGCUGGUGUGGCAAAGCAAUUUUUACGCUGCAUUUUUCAUCAGCUUGCUCCCAAUGGUAUACUUCCACAGCUCUUCCAAAGCAACAUUAAAGAUGGAAGCUUCCUUCGAACUUUGGCCUCGUCUCUAAUGGACUUCAAUGAGCUGAGUUCAGUGGCGGCAUUGAAUCAACUACUGGAGGGUUUAAACAACAAGAAGAACCUGCCAGCAGGAGGAGCCAUGCUUCGCUGUUUAGAUAACAUAGCCACUUACAUGGAAGCUCUGCCUAUGGAUUUACCCAGCAAUCUGUGGACUACAAUAUGCAAUCAGUUUCAAACAUUUCUGACCAAACUGCCGUGCAUACUGCCAUUGAAGUGCUGCUUGGAUUCUAGUUUAGCAAUCAUGAUAUGUCUUCUCAAGAUACCUACCACAAGUGCAACAAGGAGCCUUUUGGAGCCAUUUUCCAAAUUGCUGAGUUUUAUAAUUCAGAAUGGAGUCUUCAGCCUUGCGUAUCUUGUUGAAUUGUGUGGUUUGUGUCAUCGAGCAUUCAAUAAGGAACGGGAUAAAUUCUACCUCUCACGAAGUGUUGUAUUGGAAUUGUUACAAGCACUGAAGCUAAAGUCACCAUUACCAGACACCAAUCUAUUGUUGCUGGUGCAGUUUGUUUGUGCAGAUGCUGGAACAAAAAUAGCUGAAUCAACAAUCCUACAGAAACACAUGAUUGCAUCUGUUUCUGGAUACACAACGGCAGCAAUGGAAUGCAUGCGACAGUAUGUAAGUGAACUGCUAGACUUUAUCGCUGAUAUGCACACACUGACCAAAUUGAAGGAUCACAUGAAGACUUGUUCUCAGCCUUUGCAUGAAGAUACUUUUGGCGGGCACCUUAAAGUAGGAUUGGCACAGAUAGCAGCAAUGGAAAUUGCCAGGGGAAAUCAUCGCGAUAAUAAAGCAGUCCUUCGCUACUUGCCUUGGCUAUAUCAUCCUCCCUCAGCCAUGCAACAAGGUCCAAAAGAAUUUAUUGAGUGCGUUUCCCAUGUUCGUCUUUUGUCAUGGCUGCUGCUGGGAUCUCUUACACAUAGUGUUGUGUGUUCAGGAUCCACUUCAUGCAUGCCCAUUCCUUUGGAUGCUGGUUCACAUAUUGCAGAUCAUCUUAUAGUUAUCUUGAUUGGAUUUCCUGAACAAUCCAAGACAUCUGUAUUACAUAUGUGCUCCCUAUUCCAUGCAUUCAUAUUUGCCCAACUUUGGACAGUAUACUGCGAACAAGCAGCUUCUAUUCCGACACUACAGAGCCUGAAUGAGUUUGUUUGCACAGCCACUUUGACAGCCCUCGAAUUCUGGAGUCGGGUGACACCUAGCAUUUUACAGCUGAUGGUUCACAACAAAAUGAUGGUAGAAAUGGUUUGCUUGCAUGUUAUCAACCUGAUGGAAGCUCUACAGGAAUGCAACUCAACCAUCUUUGUGAAGCUGAUACCAAUGUGGUUACCAAUGAUUCAGUCAAAUUUAAAGCAUCUUUCAGCGGGUCUGCAGUUGCGCCUUCAAUCAAUCCAGAAUAAUGUCAACCAUCAUGUCUUGCAGUCUUUCCAGGGAUCUGGGCAGAUGAGCACAAAUUCAUCAGUACUCCGUAAAUGGCUGCAAUGUACUCAGUUCAAAAUGGCUCAGGUGGAAAUACAGUCAUCAGAAGCUGCAUCUCAAUUUUAUCCUCUUUAAAUUGCCUUUUUAUGUACCCUGACUUGAAGGAGUAGUAUCUCUUGUCAGGCCUGUUAUGCUGAUAACACAUUAGAUGCAUGUUGGCAACUGAACAGCCUCUGUGUGUGUAUAUAUAAUCAUUUUAUCUACUUUAUAAAUAUUGUAAAAGAUUAAUUAAGUGUUGCACAUAAAUACUAUAAUGAACUCAGUUUUAUUAGAGAAAGUAUUUUGUAAUUUAAUACUAUAGAUUGAUCAAUCUUAUACGUCAAUUGAACUGCACAGAGUGUUUGAGAUGUCAUACACUAUCUACAUAUCUGUUUAUAAAAGUCUUUUUAAAUGGACUAUUUCACAUGCCUUUGUCUUCUGUGAGUUGUUUAAAUUACCAUUAAAUUAGCACAUUUGAGUGAUACUGUACCUUCCUAUAAUCACUUUGUUGUUGAAAAUACAAUUCCUGAUUAGAUUACUAUUUUUGUUUGUUCAAAGCAUAUUUGUUCUUUCCCUUAUCUAACAACACUCUUGUAAUAUUGGCAAACAAAUGUAAUGUCAGUUCUGAUAUCGUGUUCUUCUGUAUAUUCUCUAUUGGAAUAUAUGCAGGUGUACUAGAAAAUGUGCUGUUUCUUUGCUCUUGACAUUUACUAAAACUGUACCUUUCUCUGUACAUCAAAAAAUCUACUUAGUGUCCCAAUUCUAUCUCUGGAAGAAUGCUAACUCCUAAAAGUAUCAAGUAUGUGAAAACAUAGUAUUGAGGAUAUACUUUGCAAUAAUAUUGAAAUGAAACUGAUUUACCUGUUCAGCUGCUGGUUUUCCACUAGCCUGUAGGUGUAAAUAGUAUCUUUAGAUCAAUGUAAACAUGAUUGAAAAUUGGGUAGAAACUGGUCAUUUUAGUAUCCAGUAGAUUGUAUAUACUUUCCUGUAAAUUAUUGCUCAUAUCAUGAAAUUAGAUGCAUAUUUUGUGGAACAAUGAAUAUGUAAUUCUAUAGUGGAAGAUAAAAGCGUAUUUUCUAAGUUAAAAAUGGUCUAGUGUAAAUUACAAUUAUUUUUGUUUGAUAUUCGUUUUCCUAUUUCUCUUCUGAUUCCUAUUGGUCACUUUAACUAUUUACCUUUGCUCAUCUGUUUCAUCUUGAAAAAGAUAGACUGAUGUUGAAUAUCUACAAUUCAGUAAUUAAGCUGUAAGAAUCAUACUUGUAAAACAAAACGGUUGAGAUGUCAGUUUUGCCACUUACUUUGAAAUGAACAAAGUUUACCAGUGAAGGAAGAAGAUUAGAACAAGGCAUGUGGAUUUGUUAAUGAGUAUUAUAAGGGCUUACAACACUGUAGAUUUAUAAAGAAAAUAGUGUUAACAGUUGGAGCUGAGUAUGCAGUACAUACAAAACCUGCAUAUUUAUUGUUCUUAAAAUUACUAGUGACUUCCAAUUUUGAUCAAAAAUGCUGUAUUAGUAGAUCUUUAAAAAACAAUUAAUUAGUUGAAAUCUGUUUUUGUGUAAACGUAUCAAAACAAUGAUUCAAUUUAAAUGCUGUUAUAUCAUCUUGAUAACUGCAAAUUUAAAGGGCAGAGCUUUAAGUUCACACUUGAUGGCAGAGUGAGUAAAUUACCCAGCAGUGAGUGUAAUAACCAGAAAUAUUCCAGCUUCAAUCACUGAGAUGAAUUAAUCAAUUUUAUUUGGGUGACCUUUGGUUUCAGUGCUGUGGGAAAGGGACAGGCUGCAGGCUGUUUUAGAUAUAAAGGAGACACUUCUAUUGCAAGGUUUUUUAGACAAGAUUUAGAUUGAUAGCAAUACUAACAACAGCGGAAUAAUUGCUAGUGUUAUUUUUGCACCCACUUGCUUUUAAAAACCUUUUCCAGUCAGGCUUUACUGUGAAUGUGUUCAUAACUGAUUUUUUUUAGUUGCAUCGAUUACACAUUGAUGUAACAUCCCUUGAGCUCUCCAUUUUAUUUAUUAAUAAGAGCAUUCACUUUAAUAUUAAGACUCAAGGAAAAUUCCCCAUUUGUUUGUGCUUCAUUGCUGUAUUUUUUUCUAUAUAUUUCGAAAAAUUGUCCACACUGUUUGGAAAUGGAUUGGAAUGUUCUUCAGCAAUACUCAUAGGAUCAAUCUUUAAGAACCUAUGUUUAGUCUGUUGUGGGACUUCAAGUAUAAUCAUGUUUUGUUUUCUUCCCUAAUAUGUUAAUAUUGCAGUUUUUGAAACAGUAUAAUUUCUCCAUAUUAAACUUCAUGCAAACACAGGAGAAGCAAUAUCUAGUUUUUUAUGUUCAACCAUACAUACUCAUGUACACAUUUCAUUAUUUCAUUUCAUUAUCAGAGGCAUGAUCUUACAGUACCUGCCAAAGUGGUUAAAUAAUAAAAUUUUGGAGGCUGAAGUAUUGCAAAAGAAAGAAUGACACUGGGAUAUUCAUUGCAAAGUUGUUCACCUUGAAUGCUUCCCAGAGAAUAUUUCUCUUAAAAUGUUCAGCACUAUCAUUGAAGAUCAUAAUAACAGAAAUUCAUGAUGCAGAAAUGAUUGCCAACUAUUGUUAGAAAAUUAUUUUCUACAUAUUAAACCACUUGGAACUUAAUUUUGCCAGACAUUGUGUUGUCUCGUUUUAAUUAGAUUUUGCUUGGAAAAUAUUUUUCUUUUAAAUAAAAGACAAUAACUUUUACUUCAAAGAUAUGUGAAAUUUGUCGUAAGGAAAGUUGGUGGAAAGAAAAUGUCAAGAAAAAUGAAAACCGCCAGCUGACCAAUAGCACUAGCAUAUUCUGGAAAAUUAUGUAUACAAUCCAAAAUCAUUCUCAAUUUGUGGUUCUCAGAAAAAAUAUCAAGUCCAAGAUCUUGUUUUUUAAGCAUUACACUUCAAAGUAAUAAUGCAAUCAUAUAACAAAAGUGUUAUGCUUUACUCCUGGGAAUUAGGAAUUUAUUUCAUUGUGGGAGAAAAAAGAUCAACUUUUUGUAUCUAACUCCACCCACACUGUUAUUUAUGCCAUGCAGAAAGCAGCUCUGUGAUGUUAUUGUAAUAUUGCUGCAGUGUCCUAAAGCCUUUACAUAACAUUAUCCAUUUAGGAAAAUUGAGUGCUAACAUUGAAAAACAAUCCCUUUACAUAUGGACUGUAUCAUUAUAAAGAACUUCUGAAAUGCAGGGGCAAUGUGUUUGAAAGGACAAGAAUUGGUUAAUGGGCAGAAAACAGAGUUAAAAUAAACAGGCUGUUUUGAGGUUGCCAGUCAGUGAUGAGUAGGGUACCAUGAAGAUCAGUGCCUGGGUUCCAAGUAUUCACAACCUAUAUUAAGGAUUUGAAUGUGAGGACCAAAUACAAUAUUUCCAAAUUUGCUGGUGGCACAAAAACUAGGUGGGGAUAUGUGUUGUGAAAAGGAUGCAAAAAACUUAACGGAGAUUUAGACAGGCUCAGCAAGUGUGACAGAUGGAAGAUGGAAUAUAAUGUGAAAAAAUGUGAAGUUAUCUCACGUUGUAGUAAAAGCAGAAAUGUGGAAUCUUGAAUGGUGAGAGAUUGAGAAGUGUUGAUGUCCAAAAGGAACUGUGUAUCUGAGCUUAUACGUCAGUGUAAGUUAAUUUGUAAAUAAAGCAAGCAAUUCAGAAGAUAAAGGGCAUGUUGACCUUUAUUGCAGGAAGAUUUGAGUGCUGGAGUAAAUCAAUCUUAAUGUAUUUUACAUAAAUGUUUGGUAAGAACGCAUCUGGAGUAUUAAGAGUGCAACACGGUAGGCGGCACGGUGGCACAGUGGUUAGCACUGCUGCCUCACAGCGCCAGAGACCCGGGUUCAAU
Molecule: messenger RNA, 12590 nt
Organism: Chiloscyllium plagiosum (whitespotted bambooshark)
Lineage: Eukaryota; Metazoa; Chordata; Chondrichthyes; Orectolobiformes; Hemiscylliidae
Source: RefSeq, a predicted model, not a curated record